Molecule: messenger RNA, 7236 nt
Organism: Trichobilharzia szidati
Lineage: Eukaryota; Metazoa; Platyhelminthes; Trematoda; Strigeidida; Schistosomatidae
Source: the annotation of a GenBank genome assembly
CCAAUAUCAGUGUAUAGCGCUCUCCAUACUACAACUGAAACCCUUCGAGUUACUAUGACAUAGAUUCGGUUAUUACUUCUUUUUCUUCUUCAAAACCAGCGGUUGAAUGAACAACUUUUUGUUUUUUUAGAAAAAGCAACAACAUUUAAACAUUUUCUAAUCUUCUUUUUUGAAACAACGUCAUCAGAUCAAGUGUUGCUAUACCAAGAAAAAAGCAAACAAAUGUUUGCCGCCCAGAAUAAAAGCAUAAAACCCUUAGAGAUUGAAGAAAGUCAAUCGUUUGAUACUAGUGAAUUAGGCAGAACUAUCAAUCGGAUAAAUGCCCUGCCUAUUAAUAUACAAGAUCAUGGUGAUCAUUGGAGACGAAUAAACGAUUUAGUUGAAACUUCUAAUCCACUUGUAUUAGAAGAUCAGUCAUCGAGACGCUUAUCCCAGAAAACAUCAAGAGGAUCCGAAGAAUUUCAAGAACUUGACAUUUUCGAUAGAUACACAGAAUUCGGUGGACUGAAAACUCAUGAGGGCGAAACGCCAAGAACAAAAGAAAUUGACACAGAAACUAAAACACCUGAAAGAUUGUUCAAUAAAAGGCCAGAUAGUAAAGCAGUCUUACACUCUGGUCAGUCAUUACGAAAGCAGUUAGCUUCUAUCAAGGAACAUGUAAAACCUCAACCAUUUCCAGACAGACAACUGUAUAUUUAUGUGAUCGCGGAUCCAACGGAUAUGCGAAUUGAACUUACUAAACUUCGUGUACAUGUUUGGCCUUAUUUACAACGUGUAUGUAAUGAACGUGGUUUCACUCUACACAUCAUUGAUGACAGUAUGGAUACUGAUAUUGAACCUCGACAUCAGUUGACGAUGACAUCGUAUGAUCUACCAGAAGACACUGAAUUGAAGCAACACUUGUCUAGAAGAGUUAAAGAAAACAAUUAUCUCAAUUGUUUAAUUUUACUAUCGAAUCGUUCAGUUGGUCCAAUUAUGCCAUUACCUGAUUGUCUAUCGAAUAGAUUAUUGAAACAAAUUAAAGACUCUGCUUUAGAAGAAAUUGAAGAUAUAAAAUCUGAGAUAGCCAUGCUGUCAGAUAAGCUACCUGGUUUCGAUAGCCCGCGUCUUCAACGUCGUCUAUCUAGAUAUUUAGAAUCACGAAAUUCGAUAAGAUCACAGUCAGAAGAAUUGAUGACCAAACAACCUUAUAUGCCAUCAAUAAAUGAAUCAGUGGCAAGCAAUAGAAUUCCUUUGAAAGUUUCUAACAUAACACCAGUACAACUGACACAGGUUGAAGAUGCAAUACGUCAUAAAAGUGAAAUUAUCAGAACGCUAAAUCCAGAUAUCUUGGAUAAAUGGUAUCGUCAAGAGUCUAAUUCCCAUCCAGAUAUGUCGUAUCUACAACCAGUAAGCCUUAUCUUACCUGGAAUCACAUUAUUUGACGAUCAGAAUCGACGUCAAGCUGAACUGAAAUCCUGGCUAAGUGACGCUCACCGAAUAAGAUGUUUACUUCUGAAAUUUUCUAAUCGUAAAGAAGUUACGAGUUCAUCGUCGUUUCGUUCAUCUGAAUUGGGAUUAUCUGCCCCAAAUACAGAAAGAAUUGAAACCAAAUCUGAGGCAGACAAAAUCUAUCCCCAUGAACCGAUGGAGACAACUUCUAUAUCUGACAGAAAAGCAAGUGGAACUAGUGAAUCGUUACCAGUGGAUAGUGAAUUAAGUUUCCAAUCUGAAGUUGAAAGGAAAACUGAAGUAGUUCUGCAAAACAGUGAAUCAAACUCAGACUGUUUUGUACAUAUACGCUGUCAUCAAGAAUCACAUUUACAAUCUACUGGUUAUGAUACAUCUUCUGCUGGUUGGCGAUCUCGUUCCUUAUCAAUGGCAUCAUGGUCAACUACAAAGACAAAUCCUAUUUCUACUUCUGCCAAUUCAACUGCAUCACUGAAAAAUGAUUUCCUUUUAAGUGGUAUCAAUGAAUCGUUAGUCAGGGCUAAAUAUCUUGUGAAUUGGGCAAGAUUAAGAGUUCAAGCGAAUAAUCAGUCGUAUUAUGAACUGGAAAAAUCUUCUCCUGUCACUAUGGAUGAUCAAAUCAAUUGUUCUCAGUCAUAUUUAGAUCCCAUCACCUUUCAAGAACAUGCUAUUUACUUAGAUGAUAUGUGUCGUAAUAUACGAAAUAAGUUUAGCCAAAGUUUAAUUGAAGAAAUGGACAGACGACACCAGAUUGAGAUAGACAAUGUGAAAAUGAACAAAAGGAAAGAUCUGCCACACUGGUGUACAGAAUUUGAAAUGUCAGCGCAUUUUGAAGCUAUGGAUAAUCUAUCUUUAGAAUGCAUUGCAAGAGAAGACAAAAUAACUCAAUUACUGGAGAUUAUUUCGAAGCAUACCAAAGAUUGUCAAGAGAUAGAUAUUCUUCAUAUGAACUACUUCAAAUUUAUUCAUGUGACUGGUGAAUCCGGCAGUGGGAAAUCAGUUCUGUUGGCUUCUUUAGCUAAAAGACUAAUCACAAAGCCGAUUGAAAUCUCUUCAAAUUUUAUUUAUCCACGAGUGAUUUACCGGAUGAUUGGAUCUUCUACAAUGUCAUUGAACUUACUGAAUCUGUUAAAUUAUCUGUGCUUAGAACUGUCCACACAAAUGACUGCAUCAACAAUACCUGAUACCUAUGAUGGACUUCGUAUAGCCUUGCGUACAGCUAUUACAGAAGCUACUUAUGAACAAUCAAUGAAACAGCCGUUGAUAAUUAUUUUGGAUGGUAUUGAAAACUUAGAAGAAUGUAAACAACGCAAAGACAAUUUCCCAAUUUCAUGGAUUCCGUUCACAUGGUUAAAAUAUAAGCCUGUUUUAAACUGUCCAGUUGUCUUCCUUCUGUCAACAACAAGUGCUCCUGUUGAAGUAGCUUCAUUUCACAGUAUUCUUCAAAACAAAAUCAAUCAGCAUACCUCAAAUAAUAAUGAUAAUCAUACCAAUACUACUACUACUACUGCUAACGAUGACUAUGUGUUGAUUCACUUGAGAGAACUUGAUAUACAGAGUAUGGAACAGUGUGUCAAAGCAUGGCUUCAUAUUCAAAGUGUUGAAACUAUCGUCAUCUCAAAACUCAAAGCCAUAAACAAGACAUUUCAACCACUUCAGCUUAAAAUACUUGUAAAGUUAUUGGAGAGUAGAAAUCAACAUGUGGACAGUUUGUUAAAACGUUCAGAGUCAUUGACAAGUGAACAAUUAUUCAAUUGUCUAUUGUCCUACGCUGAGUUAUACUAUGGACUUAGACGAGUACAGUUCAUUUUAGGCCAGCUGAUCAUAUCAAGAUGGGGUUUAAAUGAUGAAGAUUUGAUCACUUUAUUUUGGUCUUGGCUACCAUAUUCUAGUCAAUCGUUGAAAUCUUCUAAAUUGUUGCACAGUUCUCAAAAUCCAUCUAAUAUCAUGACAAAACCUCAUAGAAUGUCAAUACAAGGUAGUAAUAAUAAUAAUAGUGGUCUAGGUUUCUGGUCAAAUGACAAAUCAGAACGUGUUUACGUAACAAGGAAUUGGCUGUCUCGAUUUCUAAAUGAAUUCUUAAACCACUUAGGCAUUUUAACGCUUACUAGAUCUCCACCUUAUGGAUGUUAUCAAAUGUUUAAUUUACGUCAACAAUCAUUCCGUUACUGGUUAGAAUCGUAUUAUUUGAACAAUAAUAAUAACAAUAAUAAAAUCAUAUCUGAUUUUCAUAUCCUACAAACGAAUACAUUUUAUCUUCAACACAGACAAAUAUCGCCAUCGAUUGAUUCAAGGUUAAGCAGUGAAAGCAGGCAGUCGUUACAGUACUGUGUCCACUGGAGAUGGAUUCAUGAAGUCCCGUAUCAUUUAUCCAAAUUAGGUAGAUUACAACAGUUGAAACAAACUUGUUUUUGUAAUUCCCUUUGGUUAAAUUUAAAAGUACAGCUUAAUUUCUUCACAGAGUAUACUGCUCCAUGUGUACAGAACCUGUUAGACGAUAUUAUACUAUGUAUGUCAUGCAUACACGAUUACAACAAUGACCAACAAAUAGCAGAGAGUGAAACUGAGGUUCAGUCAACGUCUGAUGUAUAUAUUCAACAGUCAUUGAAACAGAUACACGAUAAUCCUGAUAUCUGGAUAAUUAUGAGUAUUUUAAUCCAAUGGAAACAUAAGUUAACUCGAGAUCCAUUCCUAUUGAAUACUAUACUGAUGAAUAGCAAUUUAGAAGAUUGUCUUCACUAUCAGCUAAUGAAGCCAGAUGAUGAUGGCAAUACUGAUCAAAAUACUUUAAAUUCAAAUAAGGCAGAAAAAGAAAUUAUGAUCCAGAAGUCGUUAACUUCACUUAUUGAAAGUAUUCAUCAACGCAACACAGCGUUGACUAAUACAAUAAUGAUACCCAGUUUGAUUAAUUUUAAACUACGCGCAUAUUUAUGUUCAAAUGAACAGUUGAUCGGCAGUCUGACUUCUAGAUCAUUGUCUAUGCCAGCUAGUGUAGGUUUGAGUUAUGUCAGGAAUAAGAUACAAAUCAAUGCAAUCGCCUAUUCUACAUCGAAUGAUAUACUGGCAAUAUCAACAAAAAAUUUAGAAAGUUGUAUAACAAAAUUAGAAAUAUGGAAUGUUUUGGAGAAUUAUCGAAUUUUGAGUAUUGUUCUGCCAUGUAGUAAUGUUCAAACAGUGAAUGAACUAGCAUGGAUUGCUACAAAUGAAGCAAUUUUAGGCAUUGAAACACCAAGUCAACGAGUUCUUGUCUGGCCUAUGCAAGUGAAUGGUAAUUUUACAAUAUCUGGUGAUUACUACUCACUUAUGGAAGAUUACACUCCUGCGGAUGUUUCAUUGCCUAGUGUCAAAGAAAACUGUAGUAUAUCUGUAGUUGAAACAGGUGAACAAGGUAUAGCUUAUAUUGUUAUACUACAACAAGGCGUCUGUAAAUUAUCUGUAUGGUUAUGGAAAGAAAGGUGUUUAACUCAAAUUUUCGGUCCAGUUAGCCUUGUUGAUAUACCGUCGCAAUCUGGUUUUCAGGCCGAAAAGUUAGAGCAUAAAGCUUUACGAUCAAUGAGUUUACCUAGUCCAGUUAAAUCAAACACCGAACUCUUUCUAACUACGAAUAUUAUUAUAGAAAGCAGAUUGCUUCAAAUUAUCUGUGCUGCAAGAGGUGAUUCACAUGCUACAAUGUUCAGCAUAAACUUGAAUAGUGAUCAUCAUUUCAAUUUGCUGCAAUCAUUGAAACAAAAAUGCCUGAAAUGUCCAAAUCAAGGUACACGUUUGUUAGGGAUCAGCAGUGGAUUAGGUAAACCGAUUGUCUUAGCCAGUAGAUCCCCAUCAAACAUUCUACCUGAUGAAAAUGUAAUCGGGUGCAUUGAUUUAUUUGAUCAAGUAACAGGAAACUACAUGAAGCGUAUUGAAUCAUCUUGUGACAAUGUAUUCACCCCAUUGGAGCCAUAUUCAAAAGUAUUUGGUUUGUUGAGUUAUUCAUCACCACCUAAACUGGAUAUUUAUAUCAAUCCUACAUUUGGCCAGAUAAUUACAGUUGUAGAGAAUUCUUCACGACGUGAAAGACGUAUCAAGCCGUCCAACAGUUAUCAUCAUCAUCAUCUUCAUAAUGAUCGUCAUUUUAAAGACGAGAAAGAUAAUCUAAGCAGCGGUUUGGAAGUUGUCCUAUGGGAUAUAAAUAAGUCAACAUCAAAUCUUCUGGAACCUGAAUAUUUAAUGCCUUAUUUAACACAUGAACAGUAUACAUUUAUAGCUCCGUUGGCUGUUUCAUUCAGAGAUAUAAAUCACUUGAGUAUGGUGAAACCAAUAUUAGAAGAUUAUGGUCAUUGUUUAAUCAAUUGUAAUCCAUUGGAAGCUUUAACAAACAAAUUAGCUAAACAUACUUCAAUCAAGGGACAAACAAAAGAUACAUGGGAAAUUAUAAGUUCACUUUGUAGGCUAGAAAAUACCAGUACCGAUUGUAUUGGAUUUAUAAAGUAUAAUUCUUCGGAUGCACAAAUUUCACUGGGUAUAAUUUAUGUAACAAAUGAUGGAAUGUCUGAUUCAGUGACUAGAAAAUACUUUCCAGUUAAACCUUUUGAAAAAGACCAGUGGCAUGGUAACGAUGUAUUUAUAUUCAAUGGACGUAUAUUGAUAACGCUUGAAAAGUUGGAAUAUUCUCCAGUUGUUGAAGAAUGCAAAGAAGUAUAUCAAAGAAUGGGCAUUUACGAAUUGAUUCAAACCUCCUCACUGAAUGAAUUCACUCUUCAACACCGUCGACACCUAUCUGACGUUUUCAUUAUACCAAGUGAAGUCAGUGAAUAUACAAUACUUGAACCUAUCGAUCAAGAUGGAACAUCUUAUCUAAUCGGUUUAAAUGAAACCAGAUCACAUUUUGUAGCCUACAGUUUAACAAAUGGUCAGAUUAUUUGGAGACUGAAACCAGAUUUCACAGUUUAUCAAGAAUAUAAUAACAGUAGAGCAGGUUCAUCAUGUGUAGUCAAUGAGUUGAGCAAUUCAAAGGAAGCCGCUACUUUCUUGAAUAAUACCACUGUUGAGAAGUUUUUGUUCAGUGGUAAUAAAAGUAUCAUGGUGGCAAGUUAUGGCCUAGAGUGUGCUUGUGUAUUUCUUCUCAGUAAACUACAACAUGUCGGUAAUUUGGAUGAAGCAUACGCUAUGCAGACACAGACCACCAGCUGUGAAAAUAUGCUGGAACAUCUGUCAGAUGCACCAAAUCUCACUGUCUCUGCCAUCUCCUAUGACGGUUGUUGGUUAGUCCAUUCGGAAUUUAGUCCAGUGGAACAAAGCACCUGCCUUACAGUCUGGUCACUCAUCAAUUUCCAUGACUGUAAUCCAAUACAACCUGGAGGAAAAGAGGAAGGGAGUGUACAAUGGAAUCGGAAACGUCUGUCAAAUCAGUCGAAUUUAAUUCAAGUGGGUAUUAGUGGAGUGAAUUGUGUAGUUGUUGGAGCAAGGCUUGAUUAUGGAAUUGCUUUAUGGUGUCCAUGUAAAGUCAGUAAUCCAUUACGCUUAAUGCAUAGUGAACGUUUAGAAUUUUCACAGGAUUUUCCACCAAUUCUACAAGUAUCUUAUGAUGGUACCAAAGUGAUUUCAGCUAGUGGAAGUAUUCGACGUGCACAAGUAUCAAUUUGGCAAGUGGAUCUGGACAAUUUCACUGAUUGUCUUAUUGGUCAUGUUUGUUGUUUAGAUGAUAUAAUAGAAUUAGAAUUCACACACGUGAAACAAUUAAUUGCAAUGAUUACAACUAAUUCAAAUGAACCGCGACUGGUUAAUCCUCAUUGGAUUACUUACAGUUAA